AUGGAAAUUAUGAGCUUAAGAAUAAUAAAUGAAAUGUACACAUUAUUAAAAUAUGAAAGAAUAUUAGCAGAGGGUAACACAGAAGGAAAAGAGCAAACAAACGCUGAAGGAUGUCUAAAUAAAAGUCCAUUAGAUAAUGAAAAAAAAGAAAGUACGGAUCCGGAUAAAUACACGUAUCCGUACAAUUAUUGGUUUAAGUUCAAGCUUCCAAUAUUAUGGGAGCGAUUUAACAAUGAGACAAGUCAAAUGGACCAUGAAUGGAAACUAAAAAAAUGGUAUGUUGAUUUUCAGAUGUUUUCAAAUAAGAAAUUUAAUGAUCUAUUAUAUCCAAUAAUUCGUAGUAAUAUUCCAGAUAAACAAAAAAAGGAAAAAAUUGAUAGAUUUAUGAAUGAAUUUGACUCAGAAUUUAAUAAAUUUUUAUGCGAAUGUAAGAAAGAUAUGACAAACAAUAAAACAGAAUCCGAAUCUAAGAAAGAGAUAACAGGCAAUAAAACAGAAUCCGAAUAUAAGAAAGAGAUGACAGACAAUAAAAAAGAAUACGAAUCUAAGAAUGAGAUGACAGACAAAAAAACAGAAUCCAAAUCUAUGAAUGAAGUGACAGACAAUAAAACAGAAUCCAAAUCUAAAGAAGAUAUGAGAGAGAAUACAACAUAA
Messenger RNA from Plasmodium gallinaceum, 654 nucleotides. RefSeq names its product fam-g protein. The record is from RefSeq and is a predicted model, not a curated record. The coding region runs from base 1 to 654 and encodes 217 amino acids. The transcript has 2 exons. Lineage: Eukaryota; Apicomplexa; Aconoidasida; Haemosporida; Plasmodiidae.